Hyaloscypha bicolor E is the source of this 1124-nucleotide messenger RNA. RefSeq lists its product as uncharacterized. Lineage: Eukaryota; Fungi; Ascomycota; Leotiomycetes; Helotiales; Hyaloscyphaceae. The coding region runs from base 254 to 1111 and encodes 285 amino acids. The record is from RefSeq and is a predicted model, not a curated record. The transcript has a single exon.
UGGUAUCUCUGAUUUGCAAGAAAGACUGAGUCUCUUACCAUCCGACCUCGAGGAAUUAUUUUCAAAAAUAUUGAACAAUCUCAGUCCCCGGUACUUCGACCAAGCAUCAAAACUCUUCCAGUUAGUUGGCGCAGCGCUCGAGGACGAGCCCCUCACUCUCCUUUCUCUGGCUUUUGCAGACGAUGGCUGGAACUAAGUAAUGUUAUCCUAGGUCAAAAGUUUAUUAAUAGAGGAAAUCGAUUUUAAAACGGAAAUGAUGCGACGACGCCUGAACAGUCGCUGUAAAGGGUUACUAGAAGCCCCUGUCUACAGUGGAGAUUCAUCAAAAGCCAAAGUACAGUACCUUCAUAGGACUGUAAGGGAUUACUUGCACCGUUCCGAUAUCUGGGAUUACUUGCGAUCAAGAGUGUCAGGAUCCUACGACCCUGAUUUGAUGCUAUGUGGUGCCUACCUCCAACUACUAAAGGCGGCGGAAAUGCGUAAUAUUGUGCUAAGAGACUUUGAGAAUUUGGUCCACAUAUACAUCAAAUAUUCUCUCAAAAUCGAGUCUCGUUCCAGAGACACACAUAUCUUGACCCUCAAUCAACUCGAUAAAGCUUGCAACGAAUUACUCAGCGGCAAAGAUCCUAGCAAUUCGGCCAAGAGCUGGCUUGAAGCUGGAUGGGCGGUUCAAAAUCCGUUUCCAGCUGGGGACAAGAUCGGAAUUCGCCACUGGACAGCAUUCAUAUCGAAAAAUAAAGGAAAUGCCUUCUUCGAACAUUCCUUUUUUGAAUUUGCUUUUGAUUGUCAGCUGUAUUGUUUUGUAGAGGAUCAAUUGAAAAGCGGAUUCAAACCAGCAGUUCAGCCGGGUGGGCUGUCCCUGCUCGACAGAGCAACGUGGAAAAAGGGCUCGAGGAUGCUGGAUAUUCUAUAUAAUAAUGGGAUAAAGCCUAGUGUGAAAAAAGGGACCCAGACUUUAGGAGCCGAAGUUCCUCCUCGACCAGGCUCCUCUCGUUCAAUUAUCAAGCCGCUUAGAAAGAGCUGGAUAAGCAAUUUUGUGCAUAAGCUUGGAGACAGAAGUGGUAAGAGAAAAGGAAGUGAGAAGGAUAGUAUACCGGAUGAAAUGUUUUAAUAUAUAAUAGGAA